Molecule: messenger RNA, 6651 nt
Organism: Talpa occidentalis (Iberian mole)
Lineage: Eukaryota; Metazoa; Chordata; Mammalia; Eulipotyphla; Talpidae
Gene: MROH2A
Product: maestro heat like repeat family member 2A
Exons: 42
Coding region: 1-5106 (1701 amino acids)
Cellular component (GO): cytoplasm
Source: RefSeq, a predicted model, not a curated record
AUGUGUGUCAGGCAGACAGCGGAGCUGCUCCUCGGGGUGUAUUUCUGUUCCAUCCAAGAGAGGACUCUGAGAAAAGAGCUUGAGGAAGAGAUGGCAGAAGCAGCAACAAACUCAAAUGAGGACCCAUCAGAGGAAACAGAGGGCCUGGGGCCACAGGAGCUGGAGGGCAGCGGUAUGUUCCAGCAAAUCACAAACCUCCUCGACAUCAUGGACAGCAAGUCGGCCAAGACCGACAUGGUGGGACCAGGCCCCGAUAUGCGGAAGACGCUGGCCUCGGUCAUCAUCACGGAGAAGGCCACCUCCAAGCCCUCGGUGGUGAUGCACGCGCUCAUCCGCUGCCUGCAGGUGCCGAAGAUUUCCACCCAGCGCAAAGUCAACAUUUACAACAUCCUCCAGGAGAUCAUCCAGCAGGAGGGCGAGCUGGAGGAGCAGUGCGUCCAGAGGCUGGUGGCCAUUGCCUCCGAGGAGAUGAGGGAGAGCCUGGAGGUGGACGGCUACGUGAGGGCAGAGGUGGCCAGCGACACCCUGGUGGCCCUGUCGCGAAACCACUUCAGCAUGGUCAUGUAUGAGCUGCAGCACCACCUCAAGCCCCUCGACCUCUGUGACGAAUUUGUCAUUGUCACCCUGGCGAAGCUGGCCAACGGCAACGUGUUUGAGUUCAUGCCGUACAUGGGCAUCACCCUGGCUACCAUAUUCACCAUGCUGAGACUCGCCAAUGAGGCCAAGAUGCGGCAGGUGAUCUGUGGCGCCAUGGAGACAUUCUGUGAGACGGUGCAGUUUUACCUGAAGCAUCUGGAAGACAGCGUGUACCCCGUGAUGACUGAGGACCAGUUUGCUGUGAAGCUGUUCCCAAUGUACCGCUAUUUUGUGACCGUGUGGCUGAGGAACCACAACCCUGAGGUGAAGCUGGGGGUCAUCAAGUCCCUGAAGCCCAUGCUGAACCUCCUCCUGCCCAACGACGACCUGCGGGAGCAGGUGUAUGACUACAUCCCUCUGCUGCUGGCCGAGUACCAGGGCAGCCUGGAGGCCCUUUUCAUCACUCAGGUCUUGAGGCAGAUCCUGGAAGUGUCUGUCAUCACCAACACCCCUGUACCCCAAAUGCAGCUCCAUACCAUUUUCACAGAACUGCAUGUUCAGGUGUGUGCCAAGGCCCCUGCCCAGCAGCAGUAUAGCAGCCAAAACCUGACAGAAAUCGUCCACUGCUUCAUAGCCCUGGCCCGCUCCUACCCCAAGGAGCUGAUGAAGUUCUUCCUCAGCCAGAUGGAGAUGAGCAAGGAGGCUGUCCGCGUGGGGACCUUGACCCUGAUCAGGGCGGUGGUGAGCGCAGAAGAACCCAGGAUGAACAUCAGGACCAUCUACUUGGCCAUCCGGGUGGUCAAGAACACCCUCUCUGACACCCGGUCCAAGGUGAGGAUGGCCAUACUCCGCAUCAUUGGCCAGCUGGCGCUGUCUGGCUUCCAGGACAGGAUCAAAGGCUGGGGCCUGAAGUAUGUGUCCAUGCAGCUGACCCAGUCCACCUACAAGCUGACAAAUCGUCGGGAGAGUUUCUGUCAGAGGGACUUGGAGGAGAAGAUGGUCCACAAAGUCACCAUGGACACCGUGAGGGUCAUCACCUCCUCUGGCAGUGGGGUGACCAGCGACUUUUGGGUGAGGCUCCUGUGCUACAUCAUGGAGACAGAUUACACAGAGGCAUUGACCCCCAUCUGCAUCAGCCUCACAAACCUGGCGGAGCGCCAGCUCCACAGCAAGGACGCGGAGGACCCCGCGCCCGGCAGGAGCAGACAGGUGGACCUGCCUGCGCCGCAGAAGCUGCUGGCCCGUCUGCUGGUGUUGAUGUCAUCCCCCUACAAGGGGGAGGGCCGAGGGAUAGCCAUGCUGAACCUCCUGAGGACCCUAAGUCAGAGCAUCGCGCCCUCCAUGGCCGACAUGUGGGAGCUGGAGAUCCCGCUGCUGGUCAAGUACCUGGAAGAACAUACUGAGUUCACCUGGAAUCAGAAGACCUGGGAGGACAAGCUGAUUCAGUUUCUGAGAAACUCCCUCAAGAGGACCCGGGGUUCCAACUGGAGCCUGCGUCUGAGCAAAGAGCUGAACAACCAGAUCGAGAGCUUUGACAGCCCCUCCCUGGAAAAGGGCUUCCUGUACCGGGCCUUGGGCUUCACCUUGGCCACCGGCCUGGAGGCCGACAAGGUGGAGGUGCUGCUGCUGGAGCUGCUGUACAAGACCGACUACGGCAAUGACUUUGACCGGGAGGGCGUGAUUCAGUGCUUCGGCCUGUGUGCCCGGGGCCAGGUGAAGACGGUUCUGAAAGUGCUGCACGACUUCGAGGAGAGGAUCCAGGAGUCAGAGCAGUCCUGGCAGAUUGGCGCUUGGCGGAAGGACCAUCCCUGGAGGAGAGAGACGGUGAAGAGCGCGCUCAUGGUGAUGUACAGCUGUGUGGCCUCGCACUGCCUCCCACAGGUGCUCCUCGCCCACCUGGACAGCCCCAUCAUGGCCAAGAUCAUCCACCACUACUCGAGCAGCUGCCAGGACAUCUGCCUCAAAAUGGCCUUCAUGAAGAGUGUUGUGCAGGUCACCAAUGCCAUUAAGAACAUCAGGGACCCUGAGGACUUCCACUUUUCCCAAAAGGCGACUCUCACGGGCAUUAUCAUGGCGAUCAUCAAGGCGGAACCCAUGGACACCCUGGUAUCUCCCGUGCGGACCAUGGCGAUGGAGGCCCUGAUGCACCUGAGCAAACUGAGGCCUUUCUACUCCACAGAGGAGAGCAGCGAGCUGACGGACAUCAGCAUACAUUCUGUGAUUUCUCUUCCGCCCCCAGCAGAGGACAAUGAAUCCAUUAAGACGCUGCAUGUGAAUGCCCUGCGCGCCCUGGAACAGCUGAUGGGGGGGUUCAUGCAGCGGCAGCUGGACCCCAAGGGGCUGCAGGACAUGGUGCAUCUCCUGGAGAAGUGGAUCUUGUCGGAGAAAGAGUGGGAGCGGGAGAAGGCCGUGCGCCUGCACCUCCACCUCGUGCAGCUCUACGUCCAAAGCAUCGGCGUCUGCAUCCCCCUGAAGCUGGGACAGUUUGGCAUGCUGAUGGGGCUCAUUGCCCCCUGCACCUGUGACUCUCACAGAAGGACGCGCGUGGCCUCCAUGGACAUCCUGUCCAGCUUGCUAGACCUGCACGCAAGCCAGACCUGCUCCCCAUGGGGCGCGUCCAAGGAGCUGGAGCUGGUGAAAUGUAGGGAGGACCUUCAGGGCUCGGACACGGACAAGAUUUUCUGUGCAUCCUCCAGAAUCGCCAAGGUGGCGUGCAUGGAGUUCAACUGCGACGAGGUGGUCUCGCUCAUCCAGAAGCUCUGCGAGAACAUCGGGGCCGUGGACCUGCAGCACGACAAGGCCUCUGUCACCUGGGUCGGCACCUUCCUCCAGAUGCGGGCCAAGGAGCUGGAGGACAAGGUGGCUGAGAUCCUGGGCGCCAUCCUGGUGCACCUGCCCGUCGUGGACCACCUGGAGGUGCGGCGCCUGCUCAUCGAGGGCAUCCUGCUGCUGGCCCACUACCACCAGGAGACCGUGCUCACGUCGCUCCUGAGGCAGCCCCUGCCCAUGGAGAGCCACCUGACGGAGGUGUGGCUGGCCGUGGCGGAGAACGUGCCCUUUGCCCGCGCCAUGCUCCACGGACUGAUGGGCCGGCUGCAGGUGAGGUUCUCGCCCCGGGUGAGCGCCACCUCCAAGGCGGACAUCUGGCGCCUGGCUGCAGUGGACCCUCUGAUGACCCUCUGCACCAUCCACCUCCUGAUCGAAAAGAUGGACGUGGACGACAAGCUCCUGGACCUCUUCCCGGACCUCGUCUACACCCUCCUGCUGCAGCUCAGCAGCGGCCAGGGCCCGGAGGCCGCGUCGCCGGUCCUGAAGACCUGGAGGCUUGUCCACACUGCAACCCUGCCCGAGGAGAUCAACCUGCAGAGGAUCACGAUCAAGUCCAUGCAGCUUUUGUUUAAGAGACUCAAGAGUGAGCAGCUGGUGCAGAGCCUGGAGGAGCAGGGCGUGUGGGCCCUUCUGGAGGGCAGCUCCACCUUCCUGCAGGGAGUGGGCCUGCUGGCCAGGCUGUGCGCGCGCCUCGCGGGGCGCCACCGGCAGCGGCUGUCAGAGCUGGUGCUCGCGGGCCUGGCCUCGGAGGACCUGAGCUGCCGCGUCAGCAGCGCCGCCGUCUGCGUGGAGUUCAUGAGCCACCCGGUUCUGUACCAGGAGAAGCUGCUGAAGCCCGCGGUGCUGCUGCUGGAGAGGGGCGUGGGCCAGGAGGACGAGGCCCUGCGGGUGCUGUCCCUGCGCGCUCUUGGCAACAUGGCCCUCGGCGCCCCCAAGAAGGUGCGGCGGUACCGGAAGCUCUUGCUGGACAAGUGUCUGUGCUCCCUUCGGGAGCCGGGGAGCACCAGCGUGACCUCCGAGGGCAUGGAGGCCCUGGCCAAAAUCCUGGCGCAGCUCCGGGAGGGGGACAUGGGCUGCUUCUUCGACGCCAUCUCCGAGCGGUGCAGGGCCUUCUUCGACAACGAGAGCGAGCUGCUGCGUUUCCGAGCCUUCGUGCUCUUCGGGAAGCUGGCGAAGGUGGUCAGGAUUUCCAAGAAGUACUUCUUCAAGGAGGAAGUGAAGAAAGCCUGGGUGGCCCUCAUGCUGCACUGCCAGGACCCUUCCCCUGAUGCGGCCCAAGCCUGCACAGCUACCAUGUUUCAGUGUCUGCACUUCUGGGGCUGGAAGGCCCUGGAGGGACCGAGGAGCCACAGUGACACCAGCUCGGCCGAGGACCUGACGGCUUUCCAGACAGCCCUGUGCUCUGUGCUGACUCAGAAGAAGCCUGCCGUUCUCUACGGCUUCCUGCUGGAGACAAUGACGUACGUUAAAAGCAGCUUGUCCAGAAUCAGAAUCGCUUCUUGCAACCUGGCAGGAAUCAUGCUGAAGCACUUGUCUGCGCAGUACCUGAGGAGGCUGGACCUGCCGGCGCUGCGGGACUCUCUCCAGGAGCUGCAGCUGGACUCGGAUCCCAGCAUCCGGAGGGCAGCCCUGGACACUCUCAAAACCUUGGACACCUGCAGUCAGCUGUGGCUUUUGGCUUCAGCCGAGGAAGCUUCCUAGGUGGCCCGGAUGCCACCGCAGCGCAAACCGUUUUUAAGAGAGUUUGUAUGAAAAGCAUUGUUCUAAAGUAGAGACUGUCCCUUUCCAUCCUCCAGUUGAAAUAAACCUCCUUUGCCAUUCGGAGUGCAGCUUUCUGACUCCCCCCAUCAUGCUGACACCCCAGAGCCAAGAUAGAGGGCUGAGGACUCCGACUCCGCCGGUCAUGUUUGUCCCGCUUUCCCAGGGGUGUGGACGUCACAGCUUCUCAGCCAGGACAGAAAUCUACCCUCGUCCUCUCUGGCAUUUCAGUCCUCCCCAGUUGAUGGCAGCUUCCUCCAGCCUGGAGGUAUCCGGGAGGGCUUCAGGGAGGAAGUGACAGGCCCGCCCCCGCCACCCUUCCCAGCCUCAGGGCCUGGAGCCAUUAAAGUGCAAGUGGAUGUUACAGUGAAGCCUGGAACAGAACCUGGAGGUCAAAAGGAGAUGUGAGCCCCAAGUCUGAGAAACAGGCAGAGGGGACAGGAGAGCAGGAAAUCUCCCCACACAGACUGCCUGCGGGAUAGCUGUCCAGGAUCAGGUAAAAGCCCGACAGGUCCUGCAGACCAUUCCCACCCUCUGCUGGGCCCUAUGGGGGAGGCUCUGCCCAGAGGCCCCGGCCACGGCUGCUUUGUGGCUCCCCUGGAUCGGACAGACUCUGUUUCUGCCAAGAGACGGAGAGCGCUGCAGCGCCAACGCUCAGCCACCACGUGCUCCGGGGAAGGGCUGUGCCGCUCAGCACGUGUGUGGGGACACGGGCGGGCAUUCACCCCCUGGGUCUGAUUCCCUUCAUGCCAUGCACAGCAGCUCCAGAUGGUUUAUGGACCUAAGCUUGAAAAGCAAAAAUGCAAGAGUAAUUCUGAUCCUUCGGGCUGAGUAAGUUUUCUUUAAAACAUGACAGCAGAAACGAGAAAGGAAGGAUCAAGUCCCCGGUGAAAAAUGUAACUUCAGUAUCAGAAAUGGCAGUUCAAUGCCUGAUCGCAGGUAGCAGUGACUUGCGUUUUAAGCUCGGUGGGUGCCUAUCAGUGGAAACUGACGGCAGUGACAAGCAAAGUGAAGAGAGUGCCCCGCACCCCGGGAAGACUCAAACUGAUCCAUGUGCACCCACCAGCGGCGCCGACGGGUGGUGGUGACGUGGGACACAGGCCUCAUCCUGCCGGUCAGAGGGCAAAGUGGACUGGGGUUGGCAAAAGCCGUUGGGGAAUAACUGGGGGAGUCCAAGGCAGGGAUGUGGCCGAUCCACGUGCAGCACACGCGAGCAUGAGGCCCGUCACUGCAGGGGCAGGCGGGCGGCGACUUCAUCCUGCCUCUGACCUUUUAUUUAAAACAAAAAGUCCACGCCCUGUGGCAAAGUAUUAACAGCUGACCCAGCACGGCCGGUCCCAGGGCUUUGUCACGGGGCCUGGUAUCCGGUAGUUCACCCAGUCACCGCGCUGUCCUGCAUGACGGCCAAGGGCGCGGGCCCCCACGGACUGUCCCCGCCAUUUACGCCUAAAAACGCCAGAAAGCAGUUGUCACGAGUGAGCUGGGCAU